UGGCCAGGAAGCCGCGGUGACGUCAGCGUCCAGAAGUCCCUCCGGGUUGAGACGGAGAUCCAGCUGAAUCCGCGCAGAAAAACAGAGAAAAACGGGCUUUUCCAGGCAGAAAAACAGGCUUUUCCAGGAUAAAACCCCAUCAACCGUUCAGCAGCAUGUCCCUGUAUCCAUCCCUGGAGGACCUGAAGGUCGACAAGGUCAUCAAGGCCCAGGCCCAGUUCGCCCAGACCGCCACCUCCAUGCCGGCCAUCGCCGAGGGAACAUUCCAGCCGCCGCCGGCCGCCGUCGCUGGGAUGAUGGCGGGAUCCGGUCUGUACCCGAACCUGGAGGACCUGGGCGACUACAUGGGUCUGGCUCUCAACAGUGACGAGGUCCAGAAGAACCUGGCGCUGGUUCCGCUGGCCGACAACCAGGUGUCCCCGUCCCCCCCCUCCGGCCUCAUGGUCCGGCCCGUGACCGGGGCCGACGUGGGAAUCCGGAGGGCAGAGAUCCGUCCCGGUCUCCGGGAGGUCGUCCUCUGCAAGGACCAGGACGGGAAGGUGGGGCUGCGUCUCCGGGCCAUCGACAACGGCGUCUUUGUCCAGCUGGUCCAGUCCAACUCCCCGGCUGCUCUGGCCGGUCUCCGGUUCGGGGACCAGGUCCUGCAGAUUAACGGACAGAACAGCGCCGGCUGGACGGUGGACAAGGCCCACAAGGUCCUGAAGACGGCGGCCGAGACUCGUAUCGAGAUGGUGGUCCGGGACAGGCCGUUCCAGCGCACCGUCACCAUGCACAAGGACAGUUCUGGACACGUGGGCUUCAUCUACAAGUCCGGCAAGAUCGUGUCCCUGGUGAAGGACGGGUCUGCCGCCCGGAACGGACUCCUGACCGACCACUACAUCUGUGAGAUCAACGGACAGAACAUCAUCGGACUGAAGGACUCCCAGAUCAAGGACAUCCUCAACACGUCCCCGACCACCAUGACCAUCACCAUGAUGCCCAAGUUCAUCUACGAGCACAUGAUAAAGAGGAUGUCCAGCGGUCUGCUGCGCUCCGCCAUGGACCACUCCGUCCCCGAGGUGUGAGGACCGGGACUGGAUCCAGGACCAGGUCCGGGACCAGGUCCAGGAUCGGGUCCGGGUCCAGGUCCAGGUCCAGGUCCAGGACCGGGUCCACCAAGAUGUCUGCAGAACUCUCUCUCUCCUUCUUCAAACCUUUUAUCCGUCUUUUUGUCUUUUUAAACCAAAUCACACACCACCUUUCUCCUGUAACACCUUUGAUCUGCCCCGCCCCCUUCCUGACCCCGCCCCCUUGACCCUGACCCCGCCCCCAGGCAUUAGCGAGUAUGCUAACCUCGUAGUCGCAUAUUUAGCGUUAUUUACUUUUUUAUCGCCGAUCCAGGACAGCGCUUGUUCUCUUCUUUUUCUUCUUCCUCUUCUCUUAACAUGAACCACCAGAGCGACACGAGUCGGCUCCUCCUUCUCAGAUGCUGUAGAGCUGUGAUUGGCUGCCGUCAGAAGCUCCGCCCCCCUCCGGCAGAUUGACAGCCGCUAGCUCACGAAAAAGUUUUUAGUUUUUAUCAGAUACGGUCCAAAACAUUUGAUCAUGUUCCUCCCAAAAAGUCCCGCGAAUGAAACGUUCAGGUCGCAGUUUCCAGCUCGUCCAGCAGGCGGAGCCACGCCCACUUUUGGGGGCGGGGCCUACGGACGGGCACAGGCGGCUAGUGGCCCGCAGGUGGAGUCGAAGCGUCGUAGGUCUCACGUUUCCACGUCACCACGCCAGAGGGCAUUGUGGGGGAUGGCGUGGGAGGGGCUACGCUAGGCUAACCACGCCCCAGGGCAUUGUGGGGGAUGGCGUGGGAGGGGCUACGCUAGGCUAACCACGCCCCAGGGCAUUGUGGGGGAUGGCGUGGGAGGGGCUGGACCCACUAAGUGCACUUUCCAUUGCGAGACGUCGUCUUUCUCUGUUUUGAUAUUUGUCCGUGUGCCUCAUGAAGCCCCGCCCCGGGGGAGGGGCCUCGCGGGGUGGGCGGGGCCUGCACGGCUAGCCCCGCCCCCUCCGAUGAAGCCCCGCCCCCACGGCGACGCCCUCUUCCUCGUGAUGCUGUUCAUGUUUCAGGUGCAUGUCUCCUCUAAUCUCUGUAUGCAAUCGGAUCAACGUUGCUGUCAUCGUGUAAAAGAAAUAAAGUUUAUAUACGAAUGUAACCGGAUAAUAUUGUAAACGAAUAAAGUCUUUUCUGUUCUCA
Messenger RNA from Cololabis saira (Pacific saury), 2224 nucleotides. It is a transcript of the gene sdcbp2, whose product is annotated as syndecan binding protein (syntenin) 2. Gene Ontology annotation, cellular component: plasma membrane; cytoplasm. NCBI's taxonomy places the organism in Eukaryota, Metazoa, Chordata, Actinopteri, Beloniformes, Belonidae. The record is from RefSeq and is a predicted model, not a curated record. Gene Ontology annotation, molecular function: protein binding. Bases 156 to 1064 code for a protein of 302 amino acids. The transcript has 9 exons.